AUGGCGAUGCACGAGGUCCCCACAUAUCCUCACACACCCCUCGCAUUCCCAGCAUCGACGUAUGACUUGCGAUACGGCCUCGGACUGCAGCGUGUGGACCCGCAACUCGACGCGUCGUAUCGUCCCUUUGCGGAUUCGCAUGAGCGGAAGCCGUACUUGUACGACCUUCAGGACACUCUUGUCCACUACAAUAUCGGCACACCUAUUGACUUGCUAUCCCAACCGCGUCCCAUUUACUUCACCGACUCCGUUCAGCAGAAAAUGAACCUGCAGGAACACUUCCUGAUGAUAUUGAUUGCAGGAUGCAUUGUCGCAUCUUCGUUCGCCUACUUCUUCCUUGAGCGUAUCCUCCGGCGAGCUGGCGUAUACCCAUCCAUGCCCGUAUUCAGCAAGCAGGAGCUUGUAGCGAACUAUGACGCAACACUGUCUAGUUACAGUGCUGCACAGGCACAUUGGCAAUCGGCCUGGGAUACGCACCUCGGCCCACGAUGGCGUAGCCUAUGGCAAUGGUGCAGCCAACAUCUCGCAUACGCAGCGAGCAAACUAUCUCCCUCCCUUCAGCCUGGGGCAUUACGUCCGUUUUCUCACGCUUAA
Messenger RNA from Malassezia pachydermatis, 594 nucleotides. RefSeq lists its product as hypothetical. The record is from RefSeq and is a predicted model, not a curated record. Bases 1 to 594 code for a protein of 197 amino acids. The transcript has 2 exons. NCBI's taxonomy places the organism in Eukaryota, Fungi, Basidiomycota, Malasseziomycetes, Malasseziales, Malasseziaceae.